Anopheles merus is the source of this 2015-nucleotide messenger RNA. RefSeq names its product cell division cycle protein 20 homolog (gene fzy). The transcript is spliced from 2 exons. The coding region runs from base 119 to 1822 and encodes 567 amino acids. Gene Ontology annotation, cellular component: anaphase-promoting complex. The record is from RefSeq and is a predicted model, not a curated record. Lineage: Eukaryota; Metazoa; Arthropoda; Insecta; Diptera; Culicidae. Gene Ontology annotation, biological process: positive regulation of ubiquitin protein ligase activity; anaphase-promoting complex-dependent catabolic process; positive regulation of anaphase-promoting complex-dependent catabolic process. Gene Ontology annotation, molecular function: ubiquitin ligase activator activity; protein binding; anaphase-promoting complex binding.
ACCUUGGCUAGCAAAUGUCAAAGUAUCGUUAGAUGGUCGGCCAUGUUUGUUAGCAGUUUUGCGCUUAAUUUGAACGUAACGAACGCUUCCAUCGGCAACAGGAAAGACAACAACGAGAAUGGCACAAUUCAAGCAUCUGAACGAUCUAAACACUUUCCUGACCAUGGACGGGGAAAAUGCCAAAGGACCCGUGCCGCGAUGGCAACGCAAGCUGAACCUCUCCGGCGCUUCGACAAGCUUCAACAGCAGUGCCCUAGCGAACACCUCCGCCCGCCAGACGCUCUCGGUUUCGAUGACGGGCAAUGCGAACAACACGCUCCAGCUGUCCACCACCGUCAACUCGCUCAAAACGCCACGAAAGAAUGGCGGCAAGGGAACGGCGUCAUCGGCGUCGAAAAAGUCAUCCCAAACGCCGAGCAAGGGCCCGACGGCGUCCAGCAACAAUAAUGGCAACGCACAGAACCAGCCGGGCGGUGGCGAUCGCUUCAUACCGAGCCGCACGGCCACGGAUUUCGAUCUCGGGCACUACAUCGUAAAACAGGGCACUGCCAGCAACGAGGAGGGCGACGGGGGAGGUAAUGUGGAGAACGACGAGGGAGCGGCGGGAGGAGGAGGCUCCACCAGCAACAUUCCGGUCAGCCCGAAGCAGAGUGAGCGCAUGAAGAGCCUGUCGGAGGCGAUGCGGGGCUGUGAUAUUAGCAAGCAGCGAUUGCUAGCCUUCCGGACGAAGGUGCCGGCCCCGCCCGAAGGGCACGUGAACCCGCUGAAGGCGAUCUACUCCGUCAAGACGCCGAUGUCGGCGAAGAGCGGCAGCCGGUACAUUCCGAACGCGCCGGAACGGAUACUGGACGCGCCGGAAAUCAUGAACGACUACUACCUGAACCUGAUGGACUGGAGCACGGACAACGUGAUAGCGGUGGCGCUCGGUGCGUCCGUGUACCUGUGGAAUGCGGCCACCGGCACGAUCGAGAUGCUGUUCGAGAACGAGGGCAACGAUCACGCCUGUUCGCUGAGCUGGAUCCACGAGGGGCACAUACUGGCGGUGGGCACCAGUGCCGGCACGGUGGAGCUGUGGGACUGCGAGAACAUGAAGCGGCUCCGGGUGAUGAACGGACAUUCGGCCCGGGUCGGCGUGCUGGCCUGGAACUCGUACGUGCUGUGCUCGGGCAGCCGGGACGGCACGAUCGUGAACCAUGACGUGCGGACGCGCCAGCACAACAUCGGCGUCCUGCAGGGCCACACUCAGGAGGUGUGCGGGCUGAAGUGGUCGCCGGACGGGAAGUAUUUGGCCAGCGGCGGCAAUGACAACCUCGUGCACGUGUGGUCAGCGGCGCACGGUGCACCGCACGCCACCGGUGAACCGCUGCACGUGUUCAACCAGCAUCAGGCCGCCAUCCGGGCGCUGGCCUGGUGUCCCUGGCAGCCGAACGUACUGGCGAGCGGGGGCGGUACGGCCGAUCGGACGAUCAAGUUCUGGAACGUCGCGAACGGGCAGCUGAUGAACUCGGUCGACACCAAGUCGCAGGUGUGCGGGUUGCUGUUUUCGAAGACGUACAAAGAGCUCAUCUCGGCCCACGGGUACGUGAACAAUCAGCUGUCGAUCUGGAAGUACCCGUCGAUGAUGAAGCAGGUCGAUCUGAUGGGCCAUACCGGGCGGGUACUGCAGAUUGCAAUGUCCCCGGACGGUAGCACCGUGAUGAGUGCGGGGGCCGAUGAAACCCUGCGCCUGUGGAACUGUUUCGCGCCGGAUCCGCUGUUGGCCAAGAAGGAAAAGUCGGCCGUCCGGGAGAAACCGAGCUUGCUAAAGCAAAGCCUACGGUAGGGAUGAAGGAUACCGGUGGGAGAGGGAGAAAAGUGCUCAAUUCCUGGCGAAUGGAACCAGCCCAUCGAUGGUUUCGAUGGCAACGAGCGUCGACUUAGUGUGCCGUAGUUUUGAACAAACACAAACUGACUGAAAAUUGCGUGUAUUAGCGUAAUGGAUAAUGGUAGAUAAUGUGCUCUUUGUAUGCUUUUAA